Rhincodon typus (whale shark) is the source of this 4146-nucleotide messenger RNA. Its product is annotated as flavin-containing monooxygenase 5-like. The record is from RefSeq and is a predicted model, not a curated record. Gene Ontology annotation, molecular function: flavin adenine dinucleotide binding; NADP binding; N,N-dimethylaniline monooxygenase activity. The coding region runs from base 350 to 1744 and encodes 464 amino acids. NCBI's taxonomy places the organism in Eukaryota, Metazoa, Chordata, Chondrichthyes, Orectolobiformes, Rhincodontidae. The transcript has 9 exons.
GGGGCUGGUUCUAGUGGCCUAGCCUGUAUAAAGUGCUGUCUGGAUGAAGACUUGGAGCCUGUCUGCUUUGAGAGGAGCAAUGACAUUGGAGGGCUGUGGAACUUCCAGAGACUACACCUUGUGGAUUCACUGAGAGAUAAGUGGAUUGAAACAUUGCAGGCAGAUCAGAGAAGAAUUAGGAGGCUGCGGCUUGGUGUUUGAGGUAUGGAGAAGUGUACAGAGAUGGGGAUUUUCACACUUGACAGCAACAAUCUCAAAUGUGACUUUACUGAGGCAUGUAAGGCUGGAAAAUAUAACAGAUGCUAGAGCCAGCAUUUAUAAAUCACUGAUCAUUAAUACCUCCAAGGAGAUGAUGUGCUACAGUGACUUUCCAAUUCCUGAUGAUUACCCAAACUACAUGCAUAACUCUCGGAUUCUGGAGUACUUCCACCUUUAUGCCAAGCAUUUCAACCUGCUGAAGUACAUACAGUUCAAGACUAUGGUGUGUAGCAUAAGUAAACGAGAUGAUUUCUCCACGACGGGGCAAUGGGAUGUUGUGACAAGAGAUGCAGAGGACAAUUUGGAAUCAACUAUUUUCGAUGCCAUUCUGGUCUGUACUGGUCAUCAUGUCAAUGCCCAUUUGCCUCUGGAUUCUUUUCCUGGCAUAGAAAAGUUCAAGGGUCAAUACAUGCACAGUAAGGAAUAUAAAGGUCCGAUGAUAUUUGAAGGAAAGCGAGUGGUAGUAAUUGGAAUUGGAAACUCUGGAGGUGACCUUGCAGUUGAAAUCAGCCGACAUGCUAAACAGGUAUUCCUCAGUACGAGACGAGGUGCCUGGGUAACAAACCGUGUGGCUAGCAGAGGAUUACCGGCUGACAUGCUGUUCACCUGUCGCAUUUAUACCUUUCUUCCGACAUCUGUUGCUAGCUGGUUUGCUGAAUGGAAUGUGAACAGCCGAUUCAAUCAUGCAAACUAUGGUCUGCAGCCUAGCCACAGGUUUUUCAGCCAACAUCCAACAGUCAAUGAUGAUUUACCGAAUCGCAUUAUAUCUGGAACUGUAUGUGUGAAACCUAACGUGAAGCAAUUUACUGAAACUGCAGCCAUCUUUGAUGAUGAUACAGUGGAAAACAUCGAUGUUGUUAUUUUUGCAACAGGAUACAAUGUCUCUUUCCCAUUUUUGGAUGAGUCUGUUGUUAAUGUCAACAAAAAUCAUGUUUCUCUGUAUAAAUACGUCUUUCCACCUCAACUGGAGCAGCCAACUCUGGCUAUCAUUGGCCUUGUCCAGCCAUUAGGAGCCAUUAUGCCAAUAUCUGAACUUCAAGCGCGUUGGGUCACAAGGGUCUUUAAAGGUUUGGCUAAACUGCCUUCUGUCAACACCAUGAUGGCAGACUUAGUGGAGAAGAAAGGAAAAAUGGCCAAAAGGUAUGUCAGCUCCCAAAGGCACACUAUUCAAGUUGAUUUCAUACCCUACAUGGAUGAAUUGGCAGAGCAGAUCGGUGUGAAACCCAACCUGAAGGAGCUCCUCUUCACGGAUCCACAGCUGGCUUUUAAGAUCUUGUUUGGCCCCUGCUCACCAUACCAGUUUCGAUUGACUGGGCCCGGAAAAUGGUCAAAAGCUCGGGAAACCAUUUUCACACAGUGGGAACGCAUCAUCAAACCAACUAAAACACGUUUGCCAGCUAAGAAUCAGCAAGAAAUGUCUCUGCCAAUGCUGCUGAAACUCAUGGCUCUGCUAGUCACCCUUGGUGCUCUCUAUCUGUUUCUGUAAUUGGGUGGAAGAUUUUCCUUAGGAGCUUCUUCCAGCCUUUUGGUCAGCCAAAUGAUGAUUGUUUUCAGUGUUAAUUUUGAUUACCCUUCACAUGAUAUAUCAUAGAGUCAUUGAGUUUUACAGCACGGAAAUAGGCCCUCAGCCUUUGGUGUCUAUACAAGUCUUGAUGCUCCUGUCUAUUCUAAUGCCAUUUCCAGCACUUGGCCCUUAGCCUUGUAUGUAUGGCACUUCAAGUGAUCAUCUAAAUACUUCUUAAAUGUUGUGAUGUUUCCCAGCUCUGCCACUGUUUCAGGUCCAAAUACCUACCACAUUCUGGACGAAAAAUAUCUUAAAUCUCUCUAAACUCCAUUACAUCCUUUACUUUAAAUCUUUGCUCCCAGGUUAUUGUUCCUUUGAUGAAGGAGAAAUGUUUCUUUCUAUCUUUCUACACCCCUCAAGUUUGUACACCUCAAUCAGGUCCCUCUGUUCUGCCUUCUCUGCUCUAAGGAAAACAAUUCCAGCCUAUCUAGCCACUCUUCAUAGCAGAAAUGCUCCAGCCCAGGAAACAUCCUGGUGAAUCUCCUCUGCACCCUGUCUAGAGCAAUCACAUUCUUCCUAUUGUGUGGCAACCAGAACUGCACACAGUAUUCCAGAUGUGGCCUAAGUAAUGUCUUAUACAGCUCCAUCAUAAUUUCCUGUGAAUUUCAGUGUUGUGACCAACUUAUCCAACUAUCCUGUAGCCUUCAAGGGUCUGUGGACAUGCACACUGAGAUCCCUCUGAUCCUCUGUACCUUCCACAGUCCUACCAUUCAUCGUAUAAUCUUUUGCCUGUUAGUCCUCCCAAAAUGUAGUAUGUUAUACAUUGCAGAAUUAAAUUCCAUUUCCCAUUGCUGUACCCAUCUGACCAGUUUAUGUUAUCCUGUAGUCAAAUACUUCCUUCCUCACUAUUUACCACACCAUUAGUUUCCAUGUGAUCUGCAAACUUACUGAUCUAACCUUCUACAUUCAUGGCUAGAUAACUAACGUACACUACAAGCAGCAAGGGACCCACCACUGAACUGUGCGGUACCACAAUGGACACAGGAUUCCAUCCUUCUCUGCCACCUGCCACUAAGCCAGUUUUGGUUCCAAUUCGCCAAAUUGUUCUGGAUCCCAUAGGCUGUUAUCUUCUCGACCAGUCUCUUGUGCAUGACCUUAUCAAAGGCCUUACUAAGGUCCACGUAGCCAAGCAUCCACGUCUUGUUUCAUGUGGAAUUUGUUCUUCAAGAUUCAAUAUCUUGAAUGAAUCAAGUUCUGUCUAUAUCUGGUUCAGCUGUUGUGUUAGACUUAAGGAAUAUUUUGUCAAAAAGCAGCCUGCCAAGUUUGGGUGCUUUAAUGAACAAAAUGUGCCAAUAUGGUGUGUUUUGUGACAUUUAUGUCCAGACUGAUGAGGAUAGCCACUUUGCUGACUCUAGGGUGCUUGUGAAUCUGCGUUCCAUCCGAUACUUGCAACUUCAGACAAGGAAGGGUAGGAAAAGCAAGUAUAAUUUUUGCAUCUUAUUUGAUAAGUAUUUACAACAUAUUUUUUAAAAGUCAUUGAACUUAAUUCCCGGAGCUGAACUAAAUCACAUAUCCUACAGACCCUCACAUUGGUUCCAUUGAUAACACUGACAACUCUGCUCAAAAGACUGGGCUGUGUAAUUUAAAGAAUUUAAAGUGUAAAAGACUAAGGGAUAUCCACUUCCCAUUUCUGAUAAUUUGGAUGGAUGUUGAAGAAGUGUAGUUCCCGAGCUUUGCUGACCAACAUUCUUCCCUCAACUAAACACCCAAAAAGGUUUGAGAUAACAAGGUGCAGACUUGGAUGAACACUGCCGGCCAAGCAGCAUCAGAGGAGCAGGAAAGCUGACAUUUCGGGUCUGGACCCAAAAAAGUUUAUUUUUUUAAAAUUCUGGUCAUCCACCUUGGUCCUGUUUGUGGGAUUUUGCUGUGUGCAGUUUGGCUCUGUGUUUACUGACACGCUGAUUCAUUUUAUGAGAAAUGUUCAGACAAUUCUAGAAGACUUUUAGCUGGUAAGUGCUUAGAUGUACAAUUAUCUAAUGCCUGCAGCUCUUUUGAUUUUAUUUUGAAGUAAAACAAUGGGUGCUGUUUGUGUGAUAUUUUCCUUUGUGUAAUUAUGAUACACACAGAUUGUUAUAAAUAAUAAUUAGUAGCUUCUAUGAUUUCACUAGGGAUUUGGCUCUGUGAUGAAUGUGCAGUUUACCAGGAAUAUGAUGCAGCAAAUUAUUGGUCAUGGACAUGGAAGCAACAGAUCUUCAGGCAAACUGUAACUGUUGUCAUAAUGUGAAUUAAAUUCUGUUUGAUCCCAAAUUGUACAUGUCCCAAAAGCUCACCAUUGCUCUUUUAAAAUACCAGAAAAUAUGAGAAAUUAAAUCAGUUGCACCACC